Molecule: messenger RNA, 1203 nt
Organism: Nanorana parkeri
Lineage: Eukaryota; Metazoa; Chordata; Amphibia; Anura; Dicroglossidae
Product: serine protease 23-like
Exons: 3
Coding region: 142-1191 (349 amino acids)
Biological process (GO): proteolysis
Molecular function (GO): serine-type endopeptidase activity
Source: RefSeq, a predicted model, not a curated record
UUAGCUCGGGAAUCUGGUAUUCUCUACAGGGGGAAUGAGUUCUGGUUUCACUUCCACGUAGAGAGUGAUCGUCGCCUGACCUUGGCCAGCCAGAAGAUGAGCUUCCAUUAAAGCACCGGCCUGUCAUAGAGUGGUAUUAAUAUGAUGAAUGUCUGGCUCUCAUCAAUUCCACUCAUUUGCUUGGUCGCCCUCCCCAUUGCCAUUUGCCAUCUGCCAGUCAUGGAGCUGGCGGCCGGACAGACGCUGCUUUUAGCUCCGUCACACUUCACAGCCAACGGCACCCCGGAGUUCACCACGGUCUGCAGAGAGCAGUGCUUGCUGCAUGAAUCCCAGCCAGAGACAUUCCAUGAGGCUCAUCAGCUGGACUACGAGACCGUGUAUUCCAACGGAAGCCGAAUGUUGACUACGGUUUCGGUGAGAACGCCAGGGGGCGGCGGAAGGCAUUCGAGGAAAAGGAACGCCAAGUCUUCUCGAAGGCGGAGGCAGAUUUACGGGCCGGACGUUCGAUUUUCCAUCAGCCGUCCAUUUCUGAGAGACUUCCCUUUCGCGUCGGCCGUUCGCCUGUCCACGGGUUGCACCGGCGUGCUGGUGACCGAACGCCACGUCCUGACAGCGGCUCACUGCGUCCACGAUGGUCAGGACUACGUUCAAGGGGCGCGCAAGCUGCGCGUUGGUUUCCUAAGACAUGGAGGAAGGCCCGCCUUGCGUUGGGUACGCGUUCAAAGUACCAGGUUACCCCGAGCGUGGAUCGGCGCCCCCACAGAACUCAGCAUGGAUUACGAUUACGCUUUGCUGGAGCUUCGGCGCGCACAACCGCAUCCUUACAUGCACCUAGCGGCCUCGCCUCCAUUGGGAGAUCUUGCUGGAAGACGUGUCCACUUCUCAGGAUUUGACAGCGACAGGCCCGGGGAGCUGGUCUACCGAUCGUGCAGAGUGCAGGAACAGACCAGGCAUUUGCUGUACCAGCACUGCGAUGCCCGUCCUGGAGCUAGCGGCUCGGGAGUCUAUGGAAGACUGCGGCAUGGUGGCCGCUGGAAGAGGAAAGUCAUUGGGGUCUUCUCUGGACAUCAGUGGCUGGAAGUAUCAGGAGAGCCAAGAGAGUAUAAUGUGGCCGUCAGGUUGACCCCCCCGAAAUAUGCUCAGAUUUGCUAUUGGAUACGCAAGGCCAAUGGGAGCUGCCACGAAGAAUGAUUGGGACCAUGA